GCGCCCGAGCCGCCGCGGCCGCCGCCAACAUGGCCGAGACAAGCGAGGAGGUGGCGGUGUUGGUGCAGCGGGUGGUGAAGGACAUCACCAACGCCUUCAGGAGGAACCCGCACAUAGAUGAAAUUGGCCUGAUCCCAUGUCCUGAAGCUAGGUAUAACCGGAGUCCCAUAGUCCUGGUUGAAAACAAACUUGGUGUGGAGAGCUGGUGUGUGAAGUUCCUUUUACCAUAUGUCCACAACAAGCUCCUUUUGUACAGAACGAGAAAACAAUGGCUGAACAGAGAUGAAUUGAUAGAUGUCACAUGCACCCUGCUGCUUCUAAACCCAGACUUUACCACUGCAUGGAACGUGAGGAAAGAGCUGAUCCUCUCUGGCACUUUAAAUCCAAUUAAAGAUUUACAUCUGGGAAAAUUGGCCUUAACUAAAUUUCCAAAGAGUCCAGAAACAUGGAUUCACAGGAGAUGGGUGCUACAACAGCUAAUUCAGGAAACCUCCUUGCCUUCCUUUGUAACCAAAGGAAACUUGGGAACAAUUCCUGCAGAAAGGACACUUCGGCUAAUACAAGAAGAGAUGGAGGUCUGUGGUGAAGCAGCAGGGAGAUACCCAAGCAACUAUAAUGCCUGGUCCCAUCGCAUCUGGGUUUUACAACACUUGGCCAAGCUAGAUGUCAAGAUUCUUCUUGAUGAACUAUCUUCUACUAAACAUUGGGCGUCCUUGCACGUUUCAGACCACAGUGGAUUUCACUACCGCCAGUUUUUGUUAAAGUCUUUGAUUAGCCAAACUGUGAUAGACAGUUCUGUGUUGGAGCAAAACCCUUUGAGAAGUGAGUCAGCGCUAGUUCUUCCAAAAGAUGAAGAAGCAGCAGCUUCAACAGAGGAACCAAGGAUAAAUCUCCCUCAUCUUCUAGAAGAAGAAGUUGAAUUCAGCACUGAUCUUAUCGAUUCCUACCCAGGACAUGAAACCCUUUGGUGUCAUAGGCGGCAUGUUUUCUACCUUCAGCAUCAUUUAAAUGCAGGCCCCCAACUGUCUCAGGCAAUGGAAGUGGAUGGACUAAGUGACUCAAGCAAGCAAGGCUAUUCCCAGGAAACCAAACGCCUGAAGCGGACCCCGGCUCCAGACUCCCUAGGCCUAGAAAUGGAGCACAGGUUCAUUGAUCAAGUGUUGUCCACUUGCCGGAACGUAGAGCAAGCCAGGUUUGCCAAUGCAUACAGGAAGUGGCUGGUUACUUUGAGUCAAUGAAAGAGGUGGAUUAGU
Molecule: messenger RNA, 1253 nt
Organism: Propithecus coquereli (Coquerel's sifaka)
Lineage: Eukaryota; Metazoa; Chordata; Mammalia; Primates; Indriidae
Gene: PTAR1
Product: protein prenyltransferase alpha subunit repeat containing 1
Exons: 8
Coding region: 30-1238 (402 amino acids)
Biological process (GO): protein prenylation
Cellular component (GO): cytoplasm
Molecular function (GO): protein prenyltransferase activity
Source: RefSeq, a predicted model, not a curated record